AUGGAAUCAUUUAUCACAACCAAGACUGCAAUGCUGCCAAUCGCAUCUAUGCCUGAGCUCCUGCUGAUACUCCUGAUCCUCGCGAGUGCUGCUGUUCACAGUCAGACCGAAAAGAGGGAGUUUUUGGCAUUAAAGGAAGAGGAAAUGGAGCUGCAGCUGCUGGACAGGGAGCUGAUCUCAAACCUCAUGGAAUAUGCUGGAGAGUUGCAGAGCAAAGUCGAAGUGUUGAAACGGUUUUCAGAGGCGACGCGCACACCCCUCCAGGCAGCAAAGGGCAGGGAGGAGGAGUACCUAUCGAAUCCGCUGCACAGUUUCCGACUCAUUCGACACAUGCACGAGGACUGGCGGCAUGUAGAGAAGUUUAUGAGGCAGCCAGUGGGGCAAGAUCAGAUUAAAUUUAUCAAAGAAAUGGCAAGGGAAUUUCCAUCAAAAGAGGAUGCAGAUGAUGCCACUGAGGCCAUUUAUCGUAUAAUUCGCACCUAUGACGUGCCGCCAGAGGACCUCGUCCAGGGGCUAAUCGAUGGCGUGCAGUACAACAGUGGCAGCAUUUCGGCCAUCGACUGCUUCUCUUUGGGAACGCUGCACUUUGAGUGGGGGAAGUACGACAAAGCAGUCCACUGGCUAAACCACAGCUUGACUCUCGUCAAGCCCGUGUAUAAGUCGGUGUACAAUGUGCUGGGAUUUACCACAAGCGAGGUGCACAUGCUCCUGGCUCGCUGCUACGUGGAGAUGGACCAGGAGGAAGACGCUCGACGCACACUGACGUCCCACCCCACUCUGGCGCAGCAUUCGGAGCGUCUGCUCACCCUCUACAACAACACGAGACACGUUCCAGUUUCGGGUGAUUUGCAGCCUUUGCUGCCCGAUAAGUUCAAUCAGAUGUGUCGCUCCUCCCAUCAGAAUAAACCCUCCCGUCUGCACUGUCGCUACAAUGCCACAACCUCGCCCUUCCUGCGACUGGCGCCCCUGCGGAUGGAGGAGCUGUCGCUGGAUCCUUACAUCGUGGUCUACCACAAUGUCCUCUCCGACGCGGAAAUAGCCAAAGUGGAGCAAAUUGCAGAGCCAUUACUGGAGCACAGUAGCGUUUACGUAGCGGAAGUCAAAAAAGCGAUCAAAAGCAAAGUUCGCACGGCACUGGGUGCCUGGAUCCCCCACCAUGAAAUGGACGCCUCGGGCUGGACUGUGUUGCAGGGACUCUACAGACGAAUACGCGAUAUAACCGGACUGAACAUCAAUGAGCAGCAGCACUUGCAGAUUAUCAAAUACGGCUACGGGGGCCACUACGAUCCCCACUUCGACUACUUUAACGCCACCGUCAAGAACACGCUGGCAAGCGGCGAUCGCAUGGUCACUGUCCUCUUCUAUCUCAACGAUGCGAGGCACGGUGGCUCCACCGUUUUUACCCAUCUACAGCUGAAGGUCCCCUCGGAGCGUGGCAAAGUCCUCUUCUGGUACAACAUGCGUGGGGAGUCGCACGAACUGGACACCCAAACUGUUCAUGGCGCUUGCCCCGUCAUCGCUGGCACCAAAUCGGUCAUGUCCUGCUGGAUACACGAGCUGGAUCAAAUGUUUAUCCAACCCACCUAUCGUCCUAAUAAUAGAACAUUCUUCGAUGAGUUGGUUGUGAAAAAGACAAAUUAA
Messenger RNA from Drosophila subobscura, 1641 nucleotides. Its product is annotated as prolyl 4-hydroxylase subunit alpha-2. The record is from RefSeq and is a predicted model, not a curated record. Gene Ontology annotation, biological process: peptidyl-proline hydroxylation to 4-hydroxy-L-proline. Gene Ontology annotation, molecular function: iron ion binding; protein binding; procollagen-proline 4-dioxygenase activity. Gene Ontology annotation, cellular component: endoplasmic reticulum. The coding region runs from base 1 to 1641 and encodes 546 amino acids. The transcript has 7 exons. Lineage: Eukaryota; Metazoa; Arthropoda; Insecta; Diptera; Drosophilidae.